Colossoma macropomum (tambaqui) is the source of this 1026-nucleotide messenger RNA. Its product is annotated as H-2 class I histocompatibility antigen, Q9 alpha chain-like. Gene Ontology annotation, biological process: immune response. The coding region runs from base 1 to 1026 and encodes 341 amino acids. The transcript has 5 exons. NCBI's taxonomy places the organism in Eukaryota, Metazoa, Chordata, Actinopteri, Characiformes, Serrasalmidae. The record is from RefSeq and is a predicted model, not a curated record. Gene Ontology annotation, cellular component: external side of plasma membrane.
AUGAAGUCUCUCCUUUUUCUUACGCUUAGUGUUCAUCUGGCAGCAGCAGCCUCCCACUCUCUGCAGUACUUCUACACUGCAGUAACUCCAGGAAUAAACUUCCCAGAGUUCACUGUGGUGGGUCUGGUGGAUGGAGAGCAGAUUGUGUACUAUGACAGUAACUUCAGGGAGAUGAUCACCAAGACAGAGUGGAUGAACAUGAGGAUGAGUAAUGAUGAUUACUGGGAUUACUGGGAUAGUGAGACCCAGAUUAGUCAGCAUCAUGAGAAGAACUUCAGAACCAGUGUGGAUAAUCUAAUGCAGCGCUUCAACCAGAGUGAAGGAGUUCACACAGUGCAGUGGAUGUACGGCUGUGAACUGGAUGUUGAUGGAACCAAGAAAGGUUCAUACAUGCAGUACGGCUAUGAUGGAGAAGACUUCAUCAGUCUGGAUCUGAACACUCUCACCUGGACAGCAGCCAACGCUAAAGCUGUUAUUACCAAACAGAGGUGGGACAGUGAAGCCUGGGCGGCUCAGGUGAAGAACUACCUGGAGAACACCUGCACUGAGUGGUUACUGAAGUAUGUGCGUUCCAGAUUCACUCUGGAGAGGAGAGUGUUUCCUGAAGUAGACCUGUUCCAGAAGAACUCUUCUUCUCCAGUGGUGUGUCAUGCUACAGGUUUCUUCCCCAAAGCAGUGAUGAUCUACUGGCGGAAGAAUGGAGAGGAUCUGGAUGAGGAUGUGGAGCUCAGAGAGACGCUACCCAACCAGGAUGGAACCUUCCAGAAGAGGAGUGUUCUGACUGUCUCACCUGAGGAGCUGGACAGGAAUUACUUCGCCUGUAUCAUUCUUCACAGCAGCCUGGAGAUGGAGAUAGAGCUGCCGGUGUCUGAGCGCAGAAUCCUUCAAGACGGAAGCUCAAGUUUCAGAAUCAUCAUCAUCAUAUUUGCGGCUGUUCUUCUGCUCUUUGCACUGUGGAUGAUGAUGAAAGACUGCAGUAAGGAAACACUGGAAUCUGAUAUUAGUCUGUAUGGAGAGACACACUGA